AGCCCCGCGGUCACAAGGACGUAACCCCCUCCUCGUCGCCGUCCGCCGGAGCGCCGCCACAUCCCUCCCGGUCUCCCGGAGGCCACGUUCUAGCCGCGAAUGCAUCUCUCCUCCGGACCGGCGGCGGCGGAGUUCCCCCUCACGCGUGGGGCCACGUGGUGGUGGAGGGCCCACCCGUCGGUUUCCCAUGCCUGCCCCCGCCGCCGCUCGCCGGAGCGCCGCCGAUUCACAUCCACCCUCCGCGUACCGCUCCUCCCUCCUAGAGGUCACGCCGUUCGCGUGCAAAAUCGCCCAUGUAUUGUAUUACCUUACCACUCAACGCUGAUUCGAAGCUGUUAACAUGAGCGGUGGAUGAUAUCUUGAUCAACAGAUCAAGGCUUCAGCUUUUUAGUUUUAUCUUGUUUCUGACCUGCACGCAUCAGUCAUCCAGACUACAGAUCCAACGGUCUUUCUUUUGUUUCUAUGUUAGCUCCUUAGUCAUAGACUCUGAGGAUGGAAAAAUUUUAGAAGAUUUGGUCAUCAUGAACAAAAGCUGAGAUCUUUUGGUGCAGUAUACUCGCCUCCGGUUCUGAAAGAGCCUCUGCUUCUCAGAUUUUCCUGAAAGAUAUCUGAACAAUGAAGCCACCUUUGGAGAGGAACCCUACCAAGAAGCGCCAUUCGUGGUGGUGGGACAGUCACAUUAGCCCUAAGAACUCAAAAUGGCUUGCAGAAAAUCUUGAAGAGAUGGACAAGCAAGUGAAGGAAAUGCUGCAGCUGAUUGAGGAGGACGGUGAUUCCUUCGCGAAGAAAGCACAGAUGUACUACCAGAGGCGUCCAAUGCUCAUCACCCACGUCGAAAAUUUCUACCGGAUGUACCGUGCUCUAGCUGAGCGUUAUGACAAUGUCACUGGUGAAUUGCGCAAGAACAUCACUACAAGGCUGCAGUAUCAGGGAUCUUUGACAGGUUCAGACUACGGUUCUGAGCUGCAAAGGUCACCCUCACCAUCUCCUGAACCACAGAAAUCCUGGACAAGAGAGCAGAGCCCUAGAGCUGCCGGUUUCGAUGUCUUCCUGUCCAACAAGAGCAAUGGCUCACCGGCCUCAAGGAAGGAGCAUGAGGAUUUGGCUUCACAGUCAGAAUCUGAUGCAAAGUCUGAAGAUGGUGAGGAUGAUGGCAUUGCCUACACAUUGCACCAGAGAGUUCUUGAGCUUGAGGAUGAGCUCAAUGCCGCAAAACAGAAACUGCAUAAUGCUAAUGAAAAACUUGAGAUUUUGGAAGAGAGGAACUUGAGGUGCCAUUGUGAUUCUAAACAAAAUGGAAACAGUGCUGACCAAAGUGCAACAAAGGAUAAGCUACAGUCUUCACAACAAGAGAUUGACAAUCUCAAAAACAGUCUUGAAGUUUUGUCAGAAGAGCACUCUAGGCUGUUGGGACAAAACAAGAAACUGGAGGCUGAAAUUGUCAAUCUAAAGGAAGAAAUUGCUUCAGAUAGACAGCAAUUUGAGGAGAAACUAUCUCAUAGUGAUGCUGAAAUUGACAAGUGCAGGCAAGAACUUGCUGAUGCUUCUGAGAAGCUUCUGCAAGAGAAGUCAUCCAACAGUUCAGUGACAGCUGAGUUGCAGGGUACAAUUGAAAGCAUCAGGCUCAAACUUGAAAAAGUUUGUGAGGAGAAAUUACUCGUGGAGAACAAGUUUAAGCAGCUGGAGGAAGCAAACUCUGAAGCUGAAAAGUACAAUCAAGAACUAUCUCAUGCUACAGAGAGGCUUUCAGAAGAGAAGUUCAAACACGAGGCUGAGAUUCUUGCAUUGAAUCAGGCCAUUGAACAUCUGAAAUCCAAACUGGAGAGCAUUGCUCAAGAGAAAUCGCUGCUUAAAUCAUGGUUUACCGACCUAGAGCAAGUUGUGGAGCAAGGAAGGAGAAUUUUCCCAGAGUAGCCGAAUGCCGUCAGAAAAAAAAAUUCAGUAGCUAGCAUUUAGCAAAUUAGCUUUCUUUUUUCCUUCUAAUACACCAUGGAUACAAACUUGAGAAGUCCUACGACUCCAACCAUGCAUCAUCAGUGUACUUCUCUUCUUUGAUUCUUCCCUUGCUGAGGCAGUGCAUGCUGCAUGGUGGUGAGUGGUGACGUGCUGAUGGGCUGUGAGACAUUUGUGCUGAACGUAUUCCCCUUGGCAAUAAAAUGGUUUUAAAUCAUACUUCUGAGAUAAAAGUAUUAUACUGAGUAAUGUAGAAAGUAAGGGGCAUGGUUGUGUGAGUUUUGGUUUG
This is a messenger RNA of Oryza brachyantha (malo sina), 2242 nucleotides long. Its product is annotated as protein NETWORKED 4B-like. The record is from RefSeq and is a predicted model, not a curated record. Gene Ontology annotation, molecular function: actin binding. NCBI's taxonomy places the organism in Eukaryota, Viridiplantae, Streptophyta, Magnoliopsida, Poales, Poaceae. The transcript is spliced from 6 exons. Bases 616 to 1914 code for a protein of 432 amino acids. Gene Ontology annotation, cellular component: vacuolar membrane.